AUGUCUCGCGGCGGCACCACGCUCUACGUCACCGGCUUUGGCCACGGCACCCGCGCUCGCGACCUUGCCUACGAGUUCGAACGGUACGGUCGGCUUGUCCGCUGCGACAUUCCAGCCCCGCGUUCGGCGUCCAGCAGGCUGUUUGCCUUCGUGGAGUACGAGAGCCGCCGUGAUGCGGACGACGCCUACCACGAGAUGCACAACAAGCGCAUCGGCCGCGAUGACUUGUUGAAGAUCGAGUGGGCCCGCACCCCCCCAUCAGCUUCUUGGCGCUUCGACUCCGGCCGUGACCGUCCACGCGGUGGCGAACGCGGCAGCGAGCGCCGCGGCGAUCGCUCUCCGCGUCGCCGUAGUGUGUCUCCGCGCCGUGCCCGAGGCGACUACUCCCCGCGUAAGGACGACCGUCGUGAGCGCGACUACGACCGCCGCGACCGAGACCGGACUAGGAGCCCGGAGGGUGAUCGCGACCGCGAGAUGAAGGACGUUCGCGACCGUGAGGACGACCGUGAGCGCGACCGCGAGCGAGAGCGUGACCGUGAUCGAGAGCGAGAUCGCGACCGGGACGCCGGUGCCAACGGCGACGACCGCAAGAGUGAGCCCCCCGCACCGGGAGACGACGAGCUCCUCUGA
Molecule: messenger RNA, 630 nt
Organism: Trematosphaeria pertusa
Lineage: Eukaryota; Fungi; Ascomycota; Dothideomycetes; Pleosporales; Trematosphaeriaceae
Exons: 4
Coding region: 1-630 (209 amino acids)
Biological process (GO): mRNA splicing, via spliceosome
Cellular component (GO): nuclear speck
Molecular function (GO): RNA binding
Source: RefSeq, a predicted model, not a curated record